Molecule: messenger RNA, 267 nt
Organism: Drosophila subobscura
Lineage: Eukaryota; Metazoa; Arthropoda; Insecta; Diptera; Drosophilidae
Product: stress-associated endoplasmic reticulum protein 2
Exons: 2
Coding region: 22-216 (64 amino acids)
Biological process (GO): endoplasmic reticulum unfolded protein response
Cellular component (GO): endoplasmic reticulum
Source: RefSeq, a predicted model, not a curated record
CGCUUCACAACAACCGAGAAAAUGGCUCCUCCACAGAGAAUGCGCGUCGCCAACGAGAAGGCCAGCAAAUAUGUGACAAUGCGUGGCAAUGUACCGAAAUCCUCGAAGGCGAAAGAGGGACAGUACCCCGUCGGACCCUGGCUCUUGGCGCUGUUCAUCUUCGUUGUCUGCGGCUCGGCUAUUUUCCAGAUCAUUCAGUCGAUUCGCGCUGCGUAGACAGUUCCAUGUGACAGACAGUAGAAAUAAAAACAAAACUUCUUUCUGGAA